UAUGCGCGACGAAAUCUCCUAGCACAUAUCUAUGGCGUAGUUGUGUUGCAGGCAUAUUCUUGUGUUAGGUACAUGAAGAAAUUGGGAGAAAGGAAAUCUAUUAGUCAGAGCAUGUAGCUGAUGGCGUCUUAAUCCAUAACACACAAAAUUAUAGUAUGUUUUAGUCAACAAACACACCUCGGUGACUUUAAAGAGCGCUUUAAUACACGUGUGUCUCAGUUGCAUUAGUGAAUGCGACUGGCGUGGUUACAGUCGCGCGCUGCUGUUUAGUAGGAUACGCGUUACCGAAACACUCUCGACAUUUGAGUAUACUAAGUGAAUGCUAUGUGAGAACGCACCAUACAAAAUGUUUUUCAUCCUGUACCUGAGAUCAUCUGCCCAGGGUAUUUAAAUUGGAAGCGUUACAGGUUUAUCUUCAGGUUGUGAAACAGCUUCUCUUUAAAUUGUUUACUUGGACGGUAAACCUGCACAUAAAUAUAUCUGUUCUGUGUGAUGUGAACGAGAAAAUUAGAAUAAGGCUUUUAGUGUAGAUCAGCAUUGAGGAACACCUGUGAGUGUCACCUGUACACCUCAUUACUCUACACUGGGAUUAACAUUUUAAGUGAUCUUGGGAAAAAAGAAAACUUUUCAUAUUGUAGAGAAAAUAUUUCGAAGAAUUGAUUCAUCUCGCCUUGAAACAUCCGAACAGAAAUGUAGCCGGGAAAUUAUAAGUGUUUACAUUUGUUGUUGAUAGAAAUACUCGAACAUCCUGUAAAGAACAUGUCGCUUUCACGGUUGGAGAUGCUGGGGCUAGCGAUUUGCCUGGUGCUGUCUGUGACGUAUACAUCCGGGGAUACAAAUGACUACCUUGAACAUAACCACGGUUGGGGCCCCUGGGGUGAGUGGACCAGAUGUAACGCCCAGUGUGGAACUGGGUCCAUGACCAGAGAUCGGGCGUGUCUCCGUGAAAAUCACGCUUGCCAUGGAAGCCGUUUGCAGUUUAAAGUUUGUAAUACUCAGGCGUGUCAAGCAGGUCAGACGACUUUGAGGGAACAGCUCUGCUCCUCUCACGACGGGGAGGACAUCGGCCACGGACGUUACAGAUGGGCGCCUUACAUGAUCUUUGACGGAAGGUGCGAAUUGACAUGCCAUGCGCGAGGUCAAGGGUUCUAUACGACGUUUAAGGAUCCUAUCACUAAUGGAACCGUGUGCAAAAAGGACGGGUCAUCAGUUUGUGUGCAGGGCGUGUGUAAGCGCGUUGGGUGUGAUGGCGUUGCUGGGUCACACACGACAAACGACCGAUGUAGGGUGUGCGGGGGUGACGGAACCACGUGCCAGAUUUUUGUCGGGGUCAAGGAUGAUCCCACAUUGACUAAUGGCUACAGCUUUGUACAGACCGUUCCUAUCGGCUCAACCUACAUUAAUAUUACACAGCUGGCAAGGAGCAGAAACUAUAUAGCUUUAAAGGUCAAAGAUGGUCCUUAUUUCAUGAACGGUAAUAGGCGUCUGUCCCGUCAGGGGCCAAUUCUGGGGGCCGGGACCACAUUCCAUUACCACAGGAGACACACGCGCAAGUGCCCGGGGGAGUGUGUCCUUUCAGAUGGCCCGACGACUCAGGACGUAGACAUUAUGGUUUUAGCAUUUGGACAGAACAGCGGGAUAAUGUAUAGAUAUGCCGAGCCGGUCAUACAGACGGACCCCAUCCCUACACGGAACUCUUACGCCCUGGAGGACAUUACUCCCACCUUCACCGACCUGUUUGACCGAUUCGACGAUGAUGACAAUGAUACUGUUGUGACCGUUACUUCAAAAUCAGAUUUAAAUUCCAGCGGAUCAGGAACAAACGAAACUGAUUUGAAAGUAGAUGGUGCCGUCAUAGUGCAGGACGCAUUUCUAGGACCGGAACCGGAGGUGGCGUCAACUGUCACAUCCGACCAGGAAUCUAAUUCCGAAACGUCGGGUACAAAUGACGGAACACGGACACCGGGUUAUACACAGAGUUUCGAUUUUAUGGAUAAAAUGAAGGAACGCCAAAAUAAUGGGCAUCACAAUACUGGACAUCAAAACAAUGGACAUCAGAAUAAUGGGCAGCAAAACAAUGGACAUCAGAAUAAUGGGCAGCAAAACAAUGGACAACAAAAUAAUGGACAACAAAAUAAUGGACAAUACAACACAGGAUAUGCCAGUGGUGACGGUGAUUUUGUGAAUACACCCCUGGCCGAUACUGUUGGUACAAAUGAUAAUAUCAUUGUUGUAAAUCCGGAGGAGUCCGUGUACGUCUCCGGUUCGGGCGAAACAAUAUCCGGACGGUAUCAGUGGCGGACCGUUGGCUACACGGAGUGUAGUCGAUCCUGUGGGACAGGCUACCAGAGACCAGACAUUAUAUGUGCCGUCUUUGGUACGCCUGUCCGACGAUCCAAGUGUCGGAAUAUUCCGUUACCAAGUCGGGACGCCGUUCCAUGCAACGUUCAGAUGUGUCCGGACGAUCGCCCUGCAAGAUGGGAAGCUUCUGAUUGGUCAUCGUGUAGUGUUACGUGUGGAUCGGGGAGUCAAAGACGUCACGUCCGGUGUGUCAAGUAUGUCGACAUGAACACUGUCAUUGAGGUCAGCCCAGAGAACUGUGCAUACUCCGCUAAACCGGAUGCUAUCCAAAGUUGCAGGGAUGAGGAAUGCUAUCAGUGGAGCACUGGACAGUGGUCAAGGUGCUCCACUUCCUGUGGGUCAGGGAUGCGAACGAGACCAGUCAACUGUGUGACCAUGAGUGGCCGAGCGGUAGUGGAAAGCGCGUGCGGCCGUAGUUCAAGACCCGUGUCCUCGACAAGCUGUUCCGAGUCAGACUGUUAUAAUAAUAAUGUUCCAGUGGGAGACAGCUCCGACACAAACUGGUACUACACACAGUGGAGCUCAGAGUGUCCAGUAGAUUGUGGGGACGGCGCACAGAACCGGAAGAUCGCUUGUCUGAGGCGGGACGGUUAUGCCACCUCGGAACAAUCGUGUUCUGUCUCCAUGAAGCCUUCCGUCUCCAAAUCCUGCACGACCAGGGGCCAGUGUGGGGCCUACUGGUUUACUGGCCCAUGGAACAAGUGUAACGUCACCUGUGGAACCGGAAGUCAAACUCGGUCAGUUCUGUGCGUGCGCAAAAACACCAAUGGGAUGGCGAAUGUAAUUUCCGACUAUUAUUGUAAUUCAGAAGACAAGCCCGACACUACUACUUCCUGUCAGCUGACCCGGUGUAGACCAGAGUGGUUUAUAUCAGAAUGGGGACAGUGCUCUGUAACUUGCGGAAGGGGCGUACGCUCAAGAGAAGUCCGGUGUUUAGACGCAAACUACAGACUUGUAGGCGGAUGUGAUCCAACCCUUCAACCGGAAACAACGGAGCCUUGCAACACCGAUACGUGUAAUAUUCCUCCUCCUCAGGAACAGCAAGAAUGCAAGGAUAAAUACUCGCAUUGCAUCAUGGUUCUGAAGACGACGCUUUGUAAAUAUAAAUACUACAAAGAGCUGUGUUGUGAAUCGUGUCUUGAAGCUGGAUUUGUUUGAGGGCUAUGACGUCAGCAACACGUCACAUUUAUCACGGAUGCAAAAUAAAAAAUAUGGCGUGAUAAAAGAAAGGUGCAGAUCAUUGUCAAAGUUGAUAGUACAUUCGACACUAUUGUUGAGACGAACAGAUUGGGAUGUAUUAAUUAAGAACAGUGGAUAUUAAAGUAUGUUCUUCAGCCGGAACAAAUAAUCACCAUGAAUAUAACCCAAAUUAUGUCUCAUAAUACCUCAAAUUUUGUGAUGGACUUCGUCACAUUUUGUGCAUUGAAUACUUCUUAUAUUACCGUAUAUUGUGUUGAUAAAAAAAAAAAUAGGUCAGCAAUAGAUGCCAUGCGUACAGUACAUCGACCCACGCUCCCUUCUAAGCCAUGACGUUUUGUGCAACUGGCCGUAGUGACAUUCAUUAGCGGAUGUGAGUGUAAGACGUUUCAUCGAAAACUGGUGACGUAGAUGGCAAGAGCUGUUGACGUGUAGAGCAUGUAUCGGAUACGCCUGCAUAUGUACAGACACUUUGAAAGUGUUGUUAGUGCAAAUAUUUAUGAAUGUUUGAAACUGUACAGAAGUGAAAUUCAGAGAAGAUUCGGAAACUGAACAGUAAUAAGUUUUCAAAAUAUAUUUUUCAUUGAGGAGGUUUCCUUGAUAACAACCAAAUGUUGAAACAAUCGUGGAUAUUGGUUGUGACUAUGCAAGAAAGACUUUCUUGUGUUUCUGUGUAUAGAACCUGACAUUGUACAUACACAUUGUAUAUAGCCUUUGCCUUGGGUCUUGUCAGACUUGUAUAUGUUAUUCUGUAUCAGUGUUUUUGUUGCAACAACAGCUUAACAAUUUAACAGUACGGCUCAUAUAACUAACAACUGAACACAUAGCAACAUAGAUAAAUACAAAGCUAACCACAUAGCAACAUAGCUAACCACAUAGCUAACCACAUAGCAACAUAGCUAACCAAAUAGCAACAUAGCUAAAUACAUAGCAUAAUACAUAGCAUCAUAGCUAACCACAUAGCAACAUAGCUAACCACAUAGCAUCAUAGCUAACCACAUAGCAGCAUAGCUAAAUACAUAGCUAAAUACACAGCAUCAUAGCUAACCACAUAGCAUCAUAGCUAACCACAUAGCAACAUAGCUAACCACAUAACAACACAGCUACAUACAUAGCAACA
Mizuhopecten yessoensis (Yesso scallop) is the source of this 4678-nucleotide messenger RNA. RefSeq names its product thrombospondin type-1 domain-containing protein 4-like. The transcript has 16 exons. Bases 760 to 3519 code for a protein of 919 amino acids. Gene Ontology annotation, molecular function: metalloendopeptidase activity. NCBI's taxonomy places the organism in Eukaryota, Metazoa, Mollusca, Bivalvia, Pectinida, Pectinidae. The record is from RefSeq and is a predicted model, not a curated record. Gene Ontology annotation, biological process: extracellular matrix organization. Gene Ontology annotation, cellular component: extracellular matrix.